UCGAAUACCCCCUUUAAUUUCAAAUAAAAUACUUUAGAGCAUCCCCUCAGAAUAAUUAUAGUUGAGCCCCACUCUAAACGACAAGAGAUCGAAGCUAUCAGUAAGCUCUUUCAUCCAGAGAUCAAAGCAAUCCAUCCACACUCCACAGAUAAAGAAAGUGUAAAGAAGGGUUUUUGUUAGAAUGGCAAGUAUUAGGAAUCUGAAAAUUAAGACCUCUACUUGCAAACGCAUUGUUAAGGAGCUUCAUUCUUAUGAGAAAGAAGUCGAGAGGGAGGCUGCCAAGACGGCUUCCAUGAAGGACGCGGGAGCUGAUCCCUAUGAUAUUAAACAGCAGGAAAAUGUGCUUGCUGAGUCGAGAAUGAUGAUUCCUGAUUGUCACAAACGCUUGGAAGCCUCGCUUGCUGACCUUAAGGGGAUUUUGGCUGAGCUGGAGGAAUCGAAUCAGAAAGAAGGCCCAGAAAUUGAUGAAGCUAAAACCACCAUAGCGGAUCUGGAAAAGGUGGUCGAAACAACAGAAGACUAGCAUCUAGCUGUCAGACAACAGAUUUUUCUCAGAGGACUUGGUUAUUGUUAGUUUUAUAUAUUGUCAUGUACUUCUAAUUGUGAGGUUUACUGGGAUUCAGUCAUUUGUGCUAGUAAGAGAAUUUUUCAUUAACUUGUUUUAAAUAUAAAUCUGAACAUUUUGUGUGUUA
Messenger RNA from Daucus carota subsp. sativus, 692 nucleotides. Its product is annotated as tubulin-folding cofactor A. The record is from RefSeq and is a predicted model, not a curated record. Gene Ontology annotation, cellular component: cytosol; microtubule cytoskeleton. The coding region runs from base 182 to 523 and encodes 113 amino acids. NCBI's taxonomy places the organism in Eukaryota, Viridiplantae, Streptophyta, Magnoliopsida, Apiales, Apiaceae. The transcript has 4 exons. Gene Ontology annotation, molecular function: beta-tubulin binding. Gene Ontology annotation, biological process: post-chaperonin tubulin folding pathway; tubulin complex assembly.